Molecule: messenger RNA, 1430 nt
Organism: Sorex araneus (European shrew)
Lineage: Eukaryota; Metazoa; Chordata; Mammalia; Eulipotyphla; Soricidae
Product: mesothelin
Exons: 11
Coding region: 107-1219 (370 amino acids)
Biological process (GO): cell-matrix adhesion
Cellular component (GO): cell surface
Source: RefSeq, a predicted model, not a curated record
UCCCCGAGGAACCCGACCAGAGCAGCUCAGGUUUGGUGGCUGUCCCCAAGGUGAUGUGAGGACUCUGAACUUUCUGCUGAAGGAGGUGUCCACUGGCUGGCAGACCAUGGCCUCAAGGCGAGCUCACCCUGCACUGGGGUCCCGUGGACCCCGUUCUCGUGGCAGCCUCCUGCUCCUGCAUGUCAGCCUCGGACUCCUGCUGCUGCACGGGGCACAGACAGAAGACCGGAGAAUGGGCACCGUGGUCCAGAGGCAGCCUCGCACCCUCAGGGGCUCUGAACGGAGCUGUGUCCGGAGCCAGCCAGCAGAGAAAGCCUGUCCACCGGGGCAGAAGCCCCAGAGAGUGGACGAGAACCUGGUUCUGUACCAAGACUGGGAGCUGGAUGCCUGUGUGGAUGCGGCACUACUGGAGGCCAACAUGAGUAGGGUGGACGAGGUGCCCUUCACCUACCAGCAGCUGAGGAUCUUCAAAUGCAAACUGGACCAGAGCUACCCAGGGGGCUACCCUGAGUCCCUCGUCCACCGCAUGGGGUACUUCUUCCUGGAGAUGACUCCUGAGGACAUUUACAAGUGGAAUGUGACAGCUCUGGAGACAGUGAAAUCUCUACUUAAAAUCAGCAAAGGGAGGGAAAUGCAUGCUCAGGUCACAGCCCUGAUCAAACGCUAUGUGGCGGGAAGGGGCCAGCUGGACCUGGACACAGUGGGCAUGCUGAGGGCCUUCAUUCCCACCUAUGUGUGCUCACUCAGCCCUGAGCUGUUGGGCCACGUGCAGGAGAGCGUGAUUCGGGAAAUCAGGGCCCAGCACCUGGAGGGGUGCAGCCCCCAGCAGCUGGACAUCCUCUACGACAAGGCCCACGUGGCUUUCCGGCACUUGCGAGGGACUGACUAUCUCAUCAAGAUCCAGCCCUUCCUGGGUGGGGCCUCUACGGAGGACCUGCGGGAUCUCAUCAGGCAGAACAUAACCAUUGACGUGGCCACAAUGAAGCAGCUCCAACCUGCAGCGGUCAAGCCCCUGACUGUCCCUGAGGUGCAGAAACUUCUGGGCCCAAACCUGCGGGGGCUGAAGGCCGAGAUGUGGAGUAGCCCCGUGCGGGAGUGGAUCGUGUCCACGCCACAGAGCGACCUGGACCAGCUCGGACUGGGGCUCCAGGGGGGCAUCCCCAACGGCUACCUGGACCUCCACCUCCCAGGUGGGCAGGAUGUGAGGGGCAGCGUCUGACCUGCUCCCGAGGCCCAGGGCAGCUCCCGUCUGCUCCUGGCUCUGCUCCUGACCUGAGUCCACCACUCAGACCUUGGCCGGACGUGGGGCGUCGCCCUGCUGUGGAGGCCCCAGCUGAACUAAUAAAGUGGGUGUGGUCACUGCAGCCUGCCUUGGUGCUGUGGGGAUGCCAAGGCGACCCACUCUCCGCUGAGAGCUCUGUGCCCAUCCU